AUGGCUUCUUCUGCAGACCGCGAUUCAGCUAUUUACGUUGCCAAACUCGCCGAACAAGCCGAACGCUACGACGAGAUGGUGGAAGCAAUGAAAAGGGUUGCCAAUAUGGAUGUGGAUUUGACAGUGGAAGAGAGAAACUUGCUAUCAGUUGGGUACAAAAAUGUUGUCGGGUCUCGAAGGGCUUCAUGGAGAAUCUUGUCAUCAAUUGAGCAGAAGGAGGAGUCAAGAGGGAACGAGGUGAAUGCUAAGAGGAUCAAGGAAUACCGACAGAAAGUGGAGUUAGAGCUCACUAAUAUUUGUAGUGACAUCAUGUCCGUGAUUGAUGAACAUUUGAUUCCCGCGUGCACGGCUGGUGAAUCAACUGUGUUUUACAACAAGAUGAAAGGGGAUUACUAUAGAUACCUUGCUGAGUUCAAGACUGGUAAUGAGAGGAAAGAAGUCGCUGAUCAUUCGCUGAAAGCAUAUGAGGUAUGA
Messenger RNA from Striga hermonthica, 474 nucleotides. The record is from the annotation of a GenBank genome assembly. NCBI's taxonomy places the organism in Eukaryota, Viridiplantae, Streptophyta, Magnoliopsida, Lamiales, Orobanchaceae.